Molecule: messenger RNA, 687 nt
Organism: Clupea harengus (Atlantic herring)
Lineage: Eukaryota; Metazoa; Chordata; Actinopteri; Clupeiformes; Clupeidae
Product: small nuclear ribonucleoprotein Sm D1
Biological process (GO): RNA processing; spliceosomal snRNP assembly
Molecular function (GO): RNA binding
Source: RefSeq, a predicted model, not a curated record
AAUGGUGUCUUUUGCUGCAGUUCCGGUGUGUGUGGCUGAUUUGAAUCAAAUGUGUUGAAGUCAAUGCUGGAUGUGCACAGGUUCUCUGUGAUCCAGUAUAAUUUUUAUUAAAUCGGCGGAGGAUUUUCGGAAUCUACUGCCACCAUGAAACUUGUUCGAUUUCUCAUGAAACUGAGUCACGAGACUGUAACUAUUGAAUUGAAGAAUGGUACACAGGUGCACGGCACCAUCACAGGCGUUGACGUGUCCAUGAACACACACCUGAAAGCUGUGAAAAUGACGCUGAAGAACAGGGAGCCGGUGCAGCUGGAGACUCUGAGUAUCCGUGGCAACAACAUCCGCUACUUCAUCCUGCCCGACAGCCUGCCACUGGACACACUAUUGGUGGACAUUGAGCCAAAAGUCAAGUCCAAGAAGAGAGAAGCGGUGGCUGCACGUGGUCGAGGCAGGGGUAGAGGUCGAGGGCGAGGGAGAGGAAGAGGACGAGGAGGACCCAGGCGAUGAAGAGCCUCUCCUUUAGAACUCUCCUGAACAAGACAAUUUACUUUUCUUGUGUUGGGGAAGUAUGGGUGACAUUUUAAUUUCAGGUUUCAGACUGAGGUUUCACAACAACAACAGCUGGAUUUUUUUGUAUUUGUGUUGGUAUGUUGUUUGCUUCGAAGAUUAAAUCUUCAGUUCUUUUCUGAA